This is a messenger RNA of Entrophospora sp. SA101, 786 nucleotides long. The record is from the annotation of a GenBank genome assembly. Lineage: Eukaryota; Fungi; Glomeromycota; Glomeromycetes; Entrophosporales; Entrophosporaceae.
AUGCGUUAUCGAAUAGUUGCGAGUAUAGUGUUAUCCCGCGCACCAGUUAUAUUAAGAGAUCCACAUCCUUUUGAACUUCAAUAUUACUUGUAUCAACAAAAAUUAGGACAGCUACAUUCCACACCAUUUCCAAUUAAUUUUUACUUUAAAAAAGGUAGUUUGGCAGAAAAACAAUGGUUGCAACGAAAGAAAAACCUUGUUGAUGAAGCUGUUGAAUCAUUUGAUUUCAAAAAUGAUAAAAAUGGUUCUCAAAUUUUGAAGUCAUCAUUAUUUAAAAAUUACGAGGAUGUUGCAACGUCAUCAGCAUCAGAUGAUUUUUCUACAGGUAUACAAAUAGAAGAAGAAUUAAAGAUUGCUAGUAGAAUUACCAAGGCUGACAUGGAAAACAAUGUUAAAUCACUUGAUCGUGCUUUGCAAAGAACUUUAUAUUUAAUUGUAAAGAAACCAAGAUUAGAAGACUCUUGGCAAUUCCCACAAGGCGGUUUGGAUGGAUCAGAAACUUUAUUAGAGGCUGCAACUAGAGAGUUGAAAGAAGAAUGUGGAGAUAGUAUGGAUAUUUGGUUUGUGGGCAGAAGGCCGAUUGGUUAUAAUAAAUAUAAUUUUAAGAAACCUCUACGUAAAGAUGAAAUAGAAUACAUAGGAUCCAAGGCACAUAUAUUUGCUGGACAAGUUAAAGUUGAUAACAAGGAAAUUAUAGAUUUUGCAUGGGUCACUAAACAAGAAUUAAGAGAAUAUGUAGAGAGUUACUAUUAUGAUGCGGUAAAAGAUAUGCUAUCAGAACUAUAA